This is a messenger RNA of Colius striatus (speckled mousebird), 1587 nucleotides long. It is a transcript of the gene SPMAP2L, whose product is annotated as sperm microtubule associated protein 2 like. The transcript is spliced from 9 exons. The coding region runs from base 1 to 1437 and encodes 478 amino acids. The record is from RefSeq and is a predicted model, not a curated record. NCBI's taxonomy places the organism in Eukaryota, Metazoa, Chordata, Aves, Coliiformes, Coliidae.
AUGGCGGCGGCCGGGUCGGGAGGGGGCUGCGGAGGACCGCGGCGGGCCACCUGCCUCAGCCCCUACCGCUGCCGUCUCGGCGGCUCCCCCGCGUCCCAGGCCCGGCCCCUCACCGGAGCGAGACGGCGGUCCCCCGGCACCACGGCCGGGAACGGCUGCCCUGGGAAGGCGCGGCAGCCCGGUACAUGGCUUCGGCCGCCGUCGGGGCGCCUGGACCCCGAAAUCGCGCUUGGCUUUCCCACGACUGACAGUGUCCCCUUGAAGUUACUGGCGGCCACAACGAGGGGUGGCCAUGCUGAGCCAGGAGGGAGCCUGCUGGUCAGCAGUGGCCGCUGCUGCUCGCCCCGGGAGGAGGGUGCUGGUGAGGGUAUUUGGUGCUAUACCGGGAAGGUACCAGCGAAAACCAGCAGCAAUAGCUGCCAGGGAAUUGCAUCCCAAGGGGAUAUACAAGCUUUGUCUGCCGUGUGGUUAUUUCACACUGAGGAGCCGGCAGCCCAGGCUGCAGGUGCUACCAAGCUUUUAAAUUCACCUCUUCUCGUCUUUGCAGUUUCUGCUUACUUCUCCGCAUGCUCACGUAACAGGAUACAAGAACUUGCACAACCCAAGAAAGUAUCUCCUGCAAAUGAUCCCAGGCUCGUGUGGGGAAACCAAGAGACCAUCAGGACCCUCUCGUUGGGUGCUAGGACAGCUCAACCAUCCCCAAGAACAGUGGCACUGGCCAAGCCCAAGCAAGAUUUUGGCAAGCACAAGUGCAGAUCUCUCUUCUUGUAUGGCUGUGGACGGGAAUCAACGAUUUGGGAGCGUCCAUUGCUAGAGGAUUUUAGCUUCCCUUCUGAUCGGCUGCUCAAGUUGUCUGAACCUAAAAAAUGCCAGGAUGCUUACCUGCAGCGAAGACCUCGCCAGUCCCCUGAGUGGCGUGUGUCACCAGCUGCACUGAGCUAUAAGGCCACCCCGCGGGUCCUGGAGCUUGCCCAGCCAAAGGUGCUGCAGCCAGAUUUCCUGCUGGCCAGAGAGGUGCCAACAUCAGUCAGCAAAGCGGCAGCCUCAGCCAGAGCUUCCCCGCAGCUGCAGCUCCUGGCAGAGCCAUGCCUCAGGAAGGUGACCUGGUGCUAUGACAACAGCGUCCUGGAAGCCGCCAUCCGCCCGGUUUCCAAGUCAGCUCUGAGGGCAACUGCAAGCCCUUGGAUUCUGGAGCUGGCCAGGGCAAAAAGCUUGCAUCCAGACUACCUGCCCCUGCGGGAUGCUGAGUGGCCAGUGACAAAGGCUGCAAAGCACUCGGUGGCCACACCAAGGCUCGUGGAACUGGCCCAGCCUUGCAAAAGGCUUCCGAUGGACUUGACUCAGUUCGACCCAGAUGCGUUCACAGUGAGUGAGGCUGCUAAGAAGGCGACUUGUUCUGCUCGGAUCCAAGAGUUGGCUCGUCCCGUUAAACGCUGAGCUCGCUCAGAAACACAGCCCACACCAGCUGCCCCCGUCACCCCUUGGAACAUUGCUCUUUGGGCUGUGCUGUGACCUGAAAACCUGCUUGACCACGGGGCAGGGGCAGCACCCAGCAGGAACACUCUUAGCGGGCUUAUCUGCAGUUCA